AUGUCCCAUUCUCGAUCGGUUUCACCACUGCCCAACGGAGGAUGGAACGCACCGGGUCUGACUGAGCGCAGCUCAACCCCCAACGGCGGCGUGUACGCAGGAGUCAACGGUUACAGCAACAAUGACGAUCAGUGGGCUGCGGCAAAGGCAAGAAGUGCUCAAGUGAGAGGGUACCCCAGCGUCCAGACCAAAAAUGAGGGCUUCUUUCAGCGGUCCAGGCGGAAAAUCUCCUCGACGCUGCCCACCUUCAGUCCCUACACUCCUUCGUCGGCCAACUGGAAAGACCCUGAGAAACUGGGCCGCAGCCGGUGGUCUCCCGGAGGCAAUAAGAGUUUGGCGAGCAUAAAGACUUUUGCUGGCAAUGUCUUGAGGAGGUUCAAGUUUCUGUUCAUCAUACUGUCCAUUGUCACACUGACGACGGUUAUACUGUCCCAGACAAACGUGCUGUCCAAAUACCGUGGCAACUCCCACCUCGGUGGCGGCAGCAAAUUCGUUAUCAUCCUCGGAGCCAAUGAGGGCGGCGGUGUUAUGGAAUGGAAAGGUCCUAGAGAAUGGGCCAUCGAGCGCGACAGCGUGAAAAACAAAAAGAGAUACGCCGAGAGAUGGGGGUAUAUAUUGGAUAUUGCAGACAUGAGCACCAAGAAGAGGUACGCUCACGAAUGGCGUGAGAGCUGGGAAAAGGUUGACCUGAUCCGAAACGCCAUGGCCAGGUACCCAAAAGCUGAAUGGUUCUGGUGGCUCGACUUGAACACCUUCAUCAUGGAGCCUUCGAUAUCACUGCAAUCCCACAUAUUCAACAACCUCGACAAAAACGUGUACCGCGAUAUUAAUGUCUACAACCCUCUCGACAUUGCCCACCCUCCCAUCACCGAAUUCCUCGAUCCUGUCGCCCGGUCACCCACUGGCGACAAUCUGACAUCCUCUAUCGACAUCAUCAUCCCUCAGGACUGCGAUGGUUUCAACCUUGGGUCUUUCUUCGUUCGACGAUCUCCAUUCACAGACCGUCUCCUUGACCUGUGGUGGGACCCUGUCCUCUACGAGCAGAAACAUAUGGAGUGGGAACACAAGGAACAAGAUGCGCUGGAGCACCUGUAUGCGUCGCAGCCAUAUCUGCGGACACAUUUCGCAUUUAUUCCCCAACGGAAAAUUAAUUCAUUCCCCCCUGGUGCAUGUGGCGUCCAUCCGGAGGAAGGACAGGCUGUCCCAGACGAAAAACCUCUUCUGGACCCCAGAUUCCACUACAACGAGCACGAGCGGGACUUUAUGGUCAACAUGGCCGGAUGUGAGUGGGGCCGAGAUUGUUGGGCGGAAAUGUACAUGUAUCGCGAACUCAGCAACAGACUCAACCGGUCGGGGUGGGAAAGGUCCAAAGAUUUUUUCCGUGACAAAUGGACAAACUUGAUGAAGACCUUGUUCGACAAAAAGGCCAGGCCGCAAACUGGUUGA
Messenger RNA from Fonsecaea multimorphosa CBS 102226, 1446 nucleotides. RefSeq lists its product as uncharacterized. Bases 1 to 1446 code for a protein of 481 amino acids. Lineage: Eukaryota; Fungi; Ascomycota; Eurotiomycetes; Chaetothyriales; Herpotrichiellaceae. The transcript is spliced from 3 exons. The record is from RefSeq and is a predicted model, not a curated record. Gene Ontology annotation, biological process: protein N-linked glycosylation. Gene Ontology annotation, cellular component: Golgi membrane. Gene Ontology annotation, molecular function: glycosyltransferase activity.